AUGGAGAACAUUGCGGAUCCCACGUACCGAAGGGAGCCAACAAGAUGCUUGGGAUAUUGUUCAAAGGGGUAUGUAGAACCGGCAACCCCGCAAGAAGAAGCUGCUUUGGAUCAAAAUCAAAGAAGCGUGCUAAAGGAGUCGAGAAGGUUGGACAAGAAAGCUCUCUUACUUAUGUACCAAGGAAUUGAUGAGAGCACUUUUGAGAAGAUUUUUUCUGCUGAAAAUUCAAAAAAUGUAUGGGGGAUUCUUCAAAAUACUUUCAAAGGAGUGGAAAAGGUGAAAAAAGUGCGCCUUCAAACUCUUAGGGCCAAGUUUGACGCAUUGAAGAUGAAUGAAUCCGAAAAUAUUUCGGAAUACUUCUCAAGGAUUUUGGUUGUUGUAAAUCAAUUAAGAAGAAAUGGAGAAAAUAUAGAUGAUGUAAGAGUAAUGGAGAAAAUACUACGAUCACUAGAUCGUAAGUAUGAGCACAUUUUUGUAGCCAUUGAAGAAUCAAAAGAUUUAAAGGCUAUGACUAUUGAUCAACUCAUGGGUUCCUUGCAAGCCCAUGAACAAAGAUUGCAAAAAAGGACUCAAAACUCUUUGGAGCAUGCACUACAAACAAAGCUUGCAAUGAAGGAAGAUAAUGAAGAAUCUCGUGGACAAAGAGGCCAAAGAGGUCGUGGCAAUUGA
Messenger RNA from Amborella trichopoda, 669 nucleotides. The record is from RefSeq and is a predicted model, not a curated record. Lineage: Eukaryota; Viridiplantae; Streptophyta; Magnoliopsida; Amborellales; Amborellaceae.